Messenger RNA from Durio zibethinus, 408 nucleotides. Lineage: Eukaryota; Viridiplantae; Streptophyta; Magnoliopsida; Malvales; Malvaceae. The record is from RefSeq and is a predicted model, not a curated record.
AUGAAUUCAGAUCAUUUCAAACAAGCAAUCCAAGAAUGCUCACUUCUCCAAGCUCAAGGAUUAAUUGAACCAACCUCCUCUCCAUGGGCAUGUGAAGCGUUUUAUGUCAACAAACGUUCAGAACAAGUUCGUGAAAAAUUAAGAUUGAUAAUUAAUUACAAGUCUCUAAACAUUUUCCUUGCAGAUGAUAAGUUUUCUCUUCCAAACAGAAAAACUUUGUUUGCAAAUUUGGCAAAUGCGAAAUGGACAGUAAUACCUUUUGGAUUAAAAGUUGCUCAUUCACUGUUUCAGAAAGCAAUGACAAAGAUAUUUACUCCAAUUCUUGAUAAUGCCUUGAUUUACAUUGAAAUCUUACUGUUCUCUCCAUAUGUCACAUCUCAUACACAGUUAUUGGAUAAGUUUCAGUAA